Molecule: messenger RNA, 1897 nt
Organism: Peromyscus eremicus (cactus mouse)
Lineage: Eukaryota; Metazoa; Chordata; Mammalia; Rodentia; Cricetidae
Gene: Ubxn11
Product: UBX domain protein 11
Exons: 16
Coding region: 305-1879 (524 amino acids)
Biological process (GO): proteasome-mediated ubiquitin-dependent protein catabolic process
Molecular function (GO): ubiquitin binding
Source: RefSeq, a predicted model, not a curated record
CCGCUGGUUCGUCAGCCAGCCUCUCGGAGUUAGCCAAUGAGAAGUGCUCAGGUCCUGGUCGCCUGGGAAACCGCGAGACAACAAGAUGGCGGCGCCGCGGGAAGGCUCGCUGGGCCCGUGAUAGCAUCUCACUAUGUAACCCUGGCUAGCCUGGAACACACAGAGAUCUGCCUCUCCAAGUGCUGGGAUUAAAGGAGUCCCUGACAGCUAGCCUCGAGACUAGAGCUAUGAGCUCACCUCUGGCCUCUCUUAGCAAGACACGGAAGGUGCCCCUAGAGUCGGAGCCUGUGAACCCUGGCCUUGCAUGGGGCCUGGAACCUUCCCUUGGUGGCAUUCCAAGAGGCUUAAUUUGUAUUUGUUCCUUCUUCCUGCCUGGGUUCCCAGGAGGCGAGGGAUAAGAGUCUACGGAGAUGAAGAUGAAGUGGACAUGCUGAAUGAUGGACAAGACUCGGAAGAAAAGAUCUCCGUCCCUUCCUGCUAUGGCGGCAUUGGUGCCCCUGUGGGUAGGCAAGCCUCAGCUCCAGGCCUGGGCACUAGAAACUUUGUCUACUUGGCAGUCCCUGUAUUCCAUGACUCGGAGAUGAUGACCUCCAUGGCCAGGAAGCUGCGGGAGCUGGAGCAACAAUUGAAGGCCCAGAGUGAUGAGAUACUGUCCAAGGACCAGAAGAUCCUGGCCCUGGAGGAGUUGGUGCAGACCCUCCAGCAGAACCAGGUAGGCAACGCAACCCUGCAGAGGCAAGAGGAGCUGGAGACACAGUGCAUUCAGCUGCAGCGGCAGGUUGGCGAGAUGGAGCGGUUCCUCAGUGACUAUGGCUUGCAGUGGGUGGGUGAGCCCAUGGACCAAGAGGACUCAGAGGAAAAGAUAGACCCUGAAAAUGAUGAGUGGGACUGGAUGAAGGCCAAGAAGUUCUGGAAGCCAGGAGAUUCUUUGGCGCCCCCCGAGGUGGACUUUGACAGACUGCUGGCCAGUCUACAGGAUCUGAGUGAGCUGGUCGUGGAGGGAGAGACCCAAGUGAAGCCAGUGCCUGGUGGGGCGCAGCUCCGUACCCUAGAGCCCAUCCCACUAAAGCUCUACCGGAAUGGCAUGAUGAUGUUUGACGGGCCCUUCCGGCCCUUCUAUGAUCCCUCCACACAGCGCUGCCUCCGGGACAUACUGGAUGGCUUCUUUCCCUCAGAGCUCCAGCGGCUGUACCCUGAUGGAGUCCCCUUUAAGGUAAGCGACUUGCGAAAUCAGGUCUUCCCAGACGAUGGGCUGGGCUCGUUCCCAGGUGAGGGUCGUGUGGUGGGCCGGCAGAAAAUGCGCAAGAACUCAGACAGGUUGGAGGAUACUUCAGGCUCCAGGAUGACUGCUGAGAAAUUUCUGAACAGGCUUCCCAAGUGUGUAAUCCGACAAGGCGAGGUGAUUGACAUCCGGGGCCCCAUCAGGGACACCUUGCAGAACUGCUGCCCAAUGCCUGCCCGGAUCCAGGAGAUCAUAGUGGAGACACCUGCCUUGGCUUCUGAGCGGCAGAGGAGCCACGAGUCCCCCGACAUGCCGGUGCCUCCGCUCUCCAUGCUGCGCAUCAAGUCUGAGAAUGGGGAGCAGGCCUUCCUGUUGAUGAUGCGGCCCGAGGACACUGUUGGCGAUGUGCGCACCCUCUUAGCACAGGCCAGGGACAUGGAUGCGGCCACCUUUGAGAUCUUCAGCACCUUUCCACCCACGGUCUACCAGGAUGAUGCCCUCACACUGCAGGCCGCAGGCCUGGUUCCCAAUGCAACACUGCUUUUACGGCCCUCAAGAGCCCUGCUGUUGAACCCCAGCUUUGGUACUGGCUCUGGCUCUGGCUCCGGCUCCAGCUCCGGCUCCGGCUCCCACCGUGGCUCAGGCUCACUUCCCUGAAUAAAGUGCCGCCCCUGA